AUGCGCCGCUGCUGCCCGGCUCUCUGCAUCAGCAGCAGCCGCGGCGCCGCCCGCCCCGCCGCCAUCGCCGCCGCCGCCGCCCCCCUCCUGCUGCCGGCCGCCGCCGUGUCCCGCCCGCCGCCGCUCCUGGUGCUGCUGCUGCUGCAGCGCCGCCCCGCGCCGCCCGCUCCUGCGCCUCCGCACAAGAUGGCGGCCGGUGGGAGCGGCGGGGGCCCCGGGGGCCUCUCCUGCUCCGGCCCGCAGCCGCCGCCGCCGCCGCCUCCGCCGCCGGGCAACGGCGCCGCCGCCGCCGCCUGCACCAACGGCGCCCCCUCCUCGCCGCCCGGCCUCACCUACAACCAGUGCGGGGCCGCCAACCCGGCGGCGGGCGGCGGCGGCGGAGGCGGCGCGGGGGGCCCGGCGGCGGCCGGGGGGGCCGGCGGGGCGGGCGGCGCCGGCGGGGCGCUGCAGCGGGAGCCGGUCUAUAACUGGCAGGCGACGAAGCCCACGGUGCAGGAGCGCUUCGCCUUCCUCUUCAACAACGAGGUGCUCAGCGACGUGCACUUCCUGGUGGGCAAGGGCCGCGGGUCGCAGCGCAUCCCGGCCCACAGGUUUGUGUUGGCUGUGGGAAGUGCAGUCUUCGAUGCAAUGUUUAAUGGUGGAAUGGCCACAACUUCAACGGAGAUUGAGCUGCCUGAUGUGGAGCCUGCUGCCUUCCUAGCUUUGCUAAAAUUUCUUUAUUCAGACGAAGUUCAGAUUGGACCAGAGACUGUUAUGACAACGCUUUACACAGCUAAAAAAUACGCAGUUCCAGCCCUUGAAGCUCAUUGUGUGGAGUUUCUUAAAAAAAACCUCCGAGCAGACAACGCAUUCAUGCUGUUAACACAGGCAAGACUUUUUGAUGAGCCUCAGCUGGCCAGCCUUUGCCUAGAGAACAUAGACAAGAACACAUCAGAUGCCAUCAAUGCGGAGGGGUUUACAGACAUUGAUCUGGACACCCUGGUUGCAGUGCUGGAGAGGGAUACCUUGGGGAUCCGGGAGGUUCGUUUAUUUAAUGCAGUGGUUCGCUGGUCGGAGGCUGAAUGUCAACGGCAGCAACUUCAGGUGAUUCCAGAGAACAAGCGGAAAGUACUGGGCAAAGCACUUUCUCUUAUCCGCUUCCCAUUGAUGACUAUUGAGGAGUUUGCAGCAGGGCCCGCGCAGUCGGGAAUCCUCACGGACCGCGAGGUGGUGAGCCUGUUCCUCCACUUCACCGUGAACCCCAAGCCGCGGGUGGAGUUCAUCGACCGACCGCGCUGCUGCCUGCGAGGGAAGGAGUGCAGCAUCAGCCGUUUCCAGCAGGUGGAGAGCCGCUGGGGGUACAGUGGGACUAGUGACAGGAUAAGGUUUUCAGUAAACAAAAGGAUAUUUGUAGUUGGGUUUGGAUUAUAUGGAUCCAUACAUGGGCCAACGGAUUACCAAGUAAAUAUACAGAUCAUCCACACAGACAGUAACACAGUCUUGGGACAGAACGACACAGGGUUCAGCUGUGACGGAUCAUCAAACACUUUCCGGGUCAUGUUCAAAGAGCCCGUUGAGAUUUUACCCAACGUCAACUAUACGGCAUGUGCUACUCUAAAGGGUCCAGAUUCCCACUACGGAACCAAAGGACUGCGCAAAGUGAUCCAUGAAUCACCAACGACAGGAGCCAAAACCUGCUUUACGUUCUGUUACGCGGCUGGGAAUAACAACGGCACUUCUGUGGAGGAUGGACAAAUCCCAGAGAUCAUCUUCUAUACAUAGUGCAGCUCUGGAGUUGGCUCUGGACUUUUCUGUUCUCUUCCCCGUGACCUUCCAAACUAAAUUUCUGGCUGAGUUUGACCACACCAAUUGGAGCCACACUAGCCAAAGGUCUCAGUAAAAUCAUUUCAAAGCUCAUGUUUUGCCUUGUGCUAGUGAUUCUGCUGCUAUCACAUACCAGAUUAACUGGUUUACCAAUAUCAUUUGUAGAUUGUCUGUGGCUACUCAUUUUUCACCUUACUGAUUAACCCUAUCUAACAACAUGCAUUUUUUUUUUGACUGUAACGAAUGUAGAUGCUUUUCCACCAGUCGGAAGCAUGGAAACAAAUGGCUCUGGUUGUGGUUGUAUUUGCUGUGAGGAGAUAAUCCUGCAUAAAGACAGUCGAGGGCUGUAUUGCCCAUCCUCUUCUGCUCUAGCUCAGCAGUCGAGGCGAGAUGGUUGGCCACGUCGGUCCAGCAGCACCGCUGCCGUGGCAAGGCUCGGCCAGACCAUGCCUGGCGCGUUCCCUCCCGCCGGCCAAAGCGUUUGCAGCCGCCUUCAAAAAGUUAAAGGAAGUGGCCUUUUCACUGAGGCUCUGCUGUUUCAGCACUACACGACCUUGAGGGAGACCUCAGAACUAGAGCGCCUCUAAAGACUACAGUGUUUUCAUGCUAUUCUCGCUAAUUUGUGACAAUCCUUUGACGACAGCUAACUGACCUCCCCCUACGGAUGGCCGAUGGCUCUGCGCAGAGCUAGGAAGGGGCGGCAGCUCUGGCCUGGCCGGGUGCUCUCCAUACCCGUGUGCAGGCUGCUGCGCUCAGUUCUGGUGGUGCUUUUUUAAAACUUUAUAUCGCAUCUAAAAUGAUGGGUGAUACUCGGGAAAUCUGCCCCCGUGCAGCGGUUAGCAGCAGGGAAUCCACACUAGUUGUUACUGUGCUAAUCAAAUCCUUUGUUCCAAGAUAGCGGCAGGGGGUUGUUGGCAAGCAAGGGAACUUGCCUCGCCUGGCCCCUGUGUUCCUGUGUAUUGCUGCUGUUUUCAUGCACGUUUCAAUGCAUUUUUUUCCUCUCUCUUUUUUUUUUUUUUUUGUCUUUGUUUUUGUUUCUGUGCAUUGCUAAGCCGCCCCUGGGCCGCUUCAGAGCGCUGCUGCCCUGAUGCAAAGUAGGAAGAGGCUCGAUGUGCAACUGCCUGUUACCUAUUAAUGCAGCAGAUAGAUGAGGAUUCAUGAAACGGUUUAGAAAAACGUAAAAGAUUUUUUCUGUUUGCCUGUGUACAUGGCUGUUCGGACAGGCUCACGAGGAAGAUGCCACAUUUACAAAUAUCAUCUGGCUUUGCCACCUCCCUACCUGUUCAGAAUUGGUUGUUUUUCCCCCAAAAGCAGGUACGAUUUUUGCUGAGUAGAUAACGCUGUCCUACCAAGGAGGAGGUGGCUUUUCCUUGCGUCACUGUCCGCUGCUGAAGACCACAAGACUAUUUCUUCCCCCCUCUUCUGCAGAGGAAGCUCUAAUGAAAUAAAGAACCUUCUGGUGUAGUGGCCAGAGCUUUCAGAAGUCUGCGGGGGACUUGCUGGCGUGAUAUCGUGCUGCCUCAAAGCUGAGGUUCGCUUUUGAAAACCUCCUGGGCACACUAAGAAGUCGUCUUAACUUGCCAGGUAGCAGUUGCCGCCUUAUUUAGAUGUUAGAAGCAGAAACCUGGUGGUCCCUUACUGAUGCAGAUGGCUCAGUACCUAGUAACUUAUUGGGAAAGUGGUAUCUCCUCCUCUUCCUCCCUCUGGACUGGGCUCUGUCCUUGGUCUGUGGCUGGCUGGGUAUCUCCUCAUCAACCACACAGCAGUAAUACGGUCAGGAACACCUUGCACCUAGUAAUCUGUAGCUAUUAGAGAUGUCGAUAGUGUGUUAUGUUCUCUAGGAAGACAUUGUAAGAUGUGUAUAUUGUAAGCCUGCUUCAAGGUAGGAUGUUUUUAAUAUGGCCAGUACUUAAAGAAAAGAAAAAAAAAAGGAAAAAAGAAAAAAAAAAAAAAAGAAAAGAAAAAGAAAAGGUCCAUGAUUUAGUUAUUGAACCUGACUGUGCAAUGCGAACAGUGUUGUGAAACGGAUUAGCAGAACGGAGACGCUCCUUCCUCCGCGGGGGAAGCUGCCUGCUGUUGGGAUGUACAUAGCUGCCUGCUCCUGCCCUGCUGCCCCUUCGCCUCUGCUUCUCCAAGGUUGUGGGACUUCGCUUGUAGUGCCAGAGCGCCGCACCAGGGGCCUGCGGCGUUACCUGGGCCGAGUUUGCCUGCUGCGGCUGUACCACCCCCAGACGUUUCCGUACCUAGGUGGCAGUAAGUGGAAAUCGGUGGGAUCUGGAAGAAGCAAAGCUGCCCGCUUGGCUAUGGAAAUAGCAGGGCUUGAAAGCAGGCCUUGGGCAAGCUAGAUCAGCCGAGGGAGGCCCGUCCUUGCUGGCUCUUCCCUCAAAGCAUCUGGUUUUUACUACUACUUUGUUAUGCAGAUUCUUCUCCCGAAUCCUCCUUUCCAGCCACAAGGUCGGUUUCGUAGCCUGCCCUGGUGGGGAGGGGAGCGUGAGGAGUUAAACCUUUGAGCUACGUCUAAGCAACUUCUGUUCUUAACGGCUUUAUGCAGUUUGAUGCAAUUCUGGCUUUUGUAGAUAGAUGAAUGUAAUUCUUUGUUGGACAUGCCUGUUUCCAAAAGUAUGAGGUAUUCCGUUGUAUCACGUCACCUUCCAAGCAGAGCUGGGCCCGUCUCGACUCCAGUGCUGUACUGAUGAAUGUAUCCGAUGCUCUCGUUCAGUGUUCACGCUCUGCUUUUUGGCCAGCUUUGUGAUUUGUAAAUAGGAAAAUCAAUAAAGACGUUUGGGUUGUCUUUA
Rhea pennata is the source of this 4598-nucleotide messenger RNA. RefSeq names its product BTB domain containing 2 (gene BTBD2). The transcript has 9 exons. The coding region runs from base 1 to 1761 and encodes 586 amino acids. The record is from RefSeq and is a predicted model, not a curated record. Gene Ontology annotation, biological process: neurogenesis. Gene Ontology annotation, molecular function: protein binding. Gene Ontology annotation, cellular component: cytosol; P-body. Lineage: Eukaryota; Metazoa; Chordata; Aves; Rheiformes; Rheidae.